Messenger RNA from Procambarus clarkii (red swamp crayfish), 5472 nucleotides. RefSeq names its product forkhead box protein K2. Gene Ontology annotation, biological process: regulation of transcription by RNA polymerase II. The record is from RefSeq and is a predicted model, not a curated record. Gene Ontology annotation, molecular function: RNA polymerase II cis-regulatory region sequence-specific DNA binding; protein binding; DNA-binding transcription factor activity, RNA polymerase II-specific. Lineage: Eukaryota; Metazoa; Arthropoda; Malacostraca; Decapoda; Cambaridae.
GCAUUGUGGGCCACUCGCGGCUGGUAUGUUGUGGUGCGCACGCGGGCUGUGUGUCUAGCCGUGUCGCCAUCUUCACCGGCUCGUAGGUUUCACACGAUGUCUGCUCCUUUAAGGGGGCCCGAUCAGCAUGCUUGGGCCCUGCUAGCCCUCCAGAAGUCCGCGCCGACGUCCCCUCACCGCGUGCCGUGGUCGCCUGACAGAAAGGGAACCCCCAUUGCAAGGUUGGAAGGGAAAGAAUUCGAAUACAUGGUGCGGCAGAGUCGGGUGGUGAUUGGGCGCAACUCCAGCAAGGGCGAUGUCGAUGUAAACAUGGGCCAUAAUAGUUUUAUAUCGCGCCGACAUAUCGAGAUAUAUUUCGAGACGCCGCACUUUUAUAUGAUAUGCAACGGCAAGAACGGUGUCUUCGUGGACGGUGUGUUCCAGAGGAAGGGCGCCCCGCCUCUCCAGCUGCCCAGACAAUGUACAUUGCGGUUUCCUAGCACAAAUAUCAAGAUUCAGUUCCAGUCAUUAGUAGAUGACUUGGAUCCCCCACCUGCUAGGGUUCCAUCUCCACCCAAAAGAAAAAUGCAGCCUUUGAAAAUUAACAUUCCAGAACAAGACGCUAACUUUGGCUCUCCGUUCCCUUCACCAACAGGCACUAUAAGUGCAGCCAACAGCUGUCCCACAUCUCCGCGAGGAGGCCAUGGUGGGUUGGCAGGAAUAAAGAGAGGGGUCAAUGCAGAGAACUUGGUCCAGGCUGCAUAUGCUGCCAUGGAGGAUAAAGGUGACAUAGCAAAUACAGUUUCUUUAUCUACAGUAACAGUAUCAACAACACAUGAAGAGAAUCAAAUAAAUUUGACUCAAUCAAAUCAGCAGUACCACCACAACGGUAUCCAAGCGUCUAUAGCAGACGAUGGAUACUUCACUUCGCCGCAUCCUCCUGAUCAACCACACAGUCCUCCUAGUGCUGGUGCCAAGGAUGAUUCCAAACCUCCGUAUUCCUAUGCUCAGCUGAUUGUUCAAGCAAUUUCUUCAGCCCCAGACAAACAGCUAACGCUGAGUGGUAUAUACUCAUACAUCACAAAGCACUACCCAUACUAUCGGACAGCUGACAAAGGGUGGCAGAACUCUAUCCGGCAUAACCUGUCAUUAAAUCGAUACUUCGUCAAAGUCCCACGUUCUCAAGAGGAGCCAGGGAAGGGCAGCUUCUGGAAAAUUGAUCCAGCGUCAGAGAGUAAAUUAGUAGACCAAGCAUUUAAGCGGCGGCGACAACGAGGCGUUCCUAUUUUUAAGACUCCCUUUACUCACCUCUCUAAUAGAUCUGCACCAGCCUCUCCAUCACAUAUUGGUAUGAGCGGGCUGGUAACUCCAGAGUCAUUGUCACGGGAAGGGUCACCAGUGCCUGAGUACGUGGACUCAGCCACAGCAUCUCCCCUUAAUCCCCUAAAUACUGCUGCACAGUAUGAUGUCAACACGACCAGUGCACCACCUUCACCACCAUCUCACCACCAACAAGGUGCCACAUUAAUAGGUACAACUGGUGUCAGUGUCCAAAAUUCCCAGCAGCUCAUGUCUGCCUUACAAGGCAAGUACCUGAUAGCCACAGCGGGGGGUCCUAGUGGGGCAGGAUCUGGGAAGCCGGGAGAACUUAAACAAAUUCAACUAACCAGUGGUGGUCAUGGAGAGAGUACCUCUUUCACCCAAGGGCAGGUCAUAGUCCAGACAUCAGCAGAUCCCAGCUCCUUCACUCACACUCAGGUUAUUUUACCCACACAUCUCACCAAAUAUGGUGGUGGAUAUGUGACGGUAAAUGGAGAGGUUAAACGUGUGAGUACAACUACUACAGCGGGGCAGACUAUAACAGGUCCCAGUGGAAAUAUGAGAAACAGUAGUACCAGCACUGGAACAGCAGUGAUGGUAGGCACUAUGACUGCUGCUCCCCAUACUACUGAAUAUAUAGAGGAGGUAGUGGAGGCAGAGGGUGUUGUUAUGGCCGCCUCCCACCACGAACCCCUCACAAAACGACCUAGGAUGGAAGGGGAUGGACUUCCAUAUGAAGAUGAGUAACUUAGGCCCCCAAACCCAUGACAGUUACAUGUUUUUAAGCCAAUUAGGCAGUGGACGUCAAGCAACGCAAGUCACAGUUCUCAAGCCAACUAAAAUAGUGAUCCAGUAACUAAGUCAGACAGGUGGUUCUCAGGUUGGUGAAAUUCACAAAAAAAAAAAAAAAAAAAUAGCGCUCAUUUGAAGCAGAGUUAACCGGUUACGAUUUAUAAAAGAUAAUUACUUGCAUCACGUAUGUUGACACACAUUAUACUCUGUUACUGGGGGAAAAAAAAGUGAGGUUUGAGAUGUUCUCCUUCAGGGAUUAUAAAAAGAUGAUUUGUUUAAAGUUUAUAAACAAUCUACACAUAUGGUAAAGGUGCAAGACUGAAAGACUUGUGCAGUGGAUACUACUGUAGUGCCUGUUAUAUGCCAUAAUUUGACAGCUCUUGGCAGGGAGGCUUUGUACUCCAUUAGUGGACAUCAAAUGACAUGUCUUGUCACAGUGAUGUGAGAGAAUACAGAGUUCCAAGGAUCAGCUGUGCCUAGGUGUUAGUGCGUCACACCAUUGAGACUUUUGUCAUGUACCUGAAGAGAUUAUGGAGGUUGCUUCAGAGGCGACUUGUGCAAAUUAGUAAAUGUUUGAAUGACAUUUUAAUGCCCAUUAAUUGCUCUGAAGAAGUUAAUGACUGUGUUUAACGAAUGUUCUGUUUAAAGUGAUUUUUAAGUUUUGAUGAAAGGGACAUCCACUUUUUCAGAAUGAUGACAUUGCUUGCAUGUACACAAUAUUACUUGGCUUUUCUUCUUAUCUACAUCAGAUUACUUUUUGAUUGACUUAGUUGAGGUGUUUAUUGUGUAAAAUGAUAAUAUGAAUGGUAUAAAAUAGGACAUAGCCAUAUUAAAUGUUGGUACAGUACUUUAUUACUUUUCCGAGUGAGUCUGGCCUCGCUACCAAGUGUCAUAGUGGAACGAAUGAAUUUUUUUUAAUGGUCUAGUGCAGUACAAGUUUUUAGAUGAUGUGAAUUAGUGUGAUUAAUUUAAAUAUUCUUUGGGGGAUUAUUAAAGUGGGUAACAUGGAGAAUUAAUUUUUCAACAAAUAAGUUGAAUUUUUUUUUUCAUUUUUAUUUUUAUGUACAUUAGUGAAGUGUGUGGGAGUAGAGAAACCCUGCCAUAUAUGUACAGUAUCAAGUGUGAUUAGAUCUGCUUGUGAAAGCAGAGGUUAUGUUUCCCUAAGAACUUUGUAAUAAACAUGUAGUAUAGUGUCAAAACUCCCUUAUUUUUCUUUAAUGUCUGAGAGGCUAUAUGUGGUGUAAAUGGUUAUAAUGCUAUAUCUGUAUGGAGAAGGACAGUGUCAUAUAAAAAGAAAUGUUAGAAGGAACACUUCCUUUUCUUUUUUGUACAUAAACAGAACAAAUGUAGAACUCUAGAUUUUUUCAGAAUUAACAUGUCACAUCAAAAUGUUAGCUCCUAAUUGUGGGGAAUAUUUAUAUUUUAAUUGUCAUCUCCAAAUGUUACAAUGAUUCCACCCUUUAUCGUGGCAAAGAAGGGUCUUACUUUAGUUGUUAAAAGUGUCAGAGUCCUCUAUUGUGGCAUUCACAUACAACACGUGAUUAUGCCGUAGUCAGAAAAAAAUGAUGUAAAUAUAAUUACUGGUUAUUUUCUCACCUGUGGCAGGUGGCAAUAGUUUAUAUGAAUAUCCGAGAAUCAUCACAAGCAGCAAUCAAAUACCAUGGCAGUAUUUGUACAUGUAUUGUUUAAUAGGAAUUUCUAUACCCUUCAAAUUUUUAAUUUACAAAUUUAACAUUACUGUAACAAAAAUGUUUAAUUUGACCUUUAUUGUUUUUAAUCAAUUCUUGGGGAUGAGAAUUAUUAAAUUGGGCAAAGGUGACAGUUUUAAUAUUCAUAUACGAGAAGAUUGCAAACUAUGAUGACUCCAGGUGUUGCUUGGUUAUUACACUGCCACAGAAAGUUGUCGUUAUAUAUUGUCAUUUUUCUUCCUGUGCAAAUGGAGUCUAUAGGUGAAAUACUUUAGUGACAAAAGGUUCUGUAGAGACUUAUAAAAAUAUAUACUAUAGAUGAGGCAAUUUAUAAAAGUUUGCGGCAAUUAGCUCAACAUAAUUACUUAUUAAAAACUUAUUGGAUACAAACUUGUUCCAUUUAUGCACUUUUUUCUUUCAAAAUUGGUUACCAAAGAAUCUUAUUAAAAUAUAUAAAUGUAAAGGCUCCGCAAGUGUUAUCUUUUGUUAAAAAAAAAAAGAAAACUGAUCCUCUUAGAAACACUCCAGUUUUUCUUGUUUCUUUUGUCCUGUGAUAGGAACUAGUAUAGCCUGUACCAUUCUUUGACAAUUUUUUCUUAAUCUGUUCUGUUAGUUUCAGUUUCUUACAAUUAGACCUAUGAUAUCCAUAUUUGCUUCAUGCUUUUGGUAUGCCACUUACCAAAUGUAGUCAAGUAUUGCAACUCCUGAUUGCUAGCCAGUUUUGUCUUGCUUAUAAAUGAAUGGUAAGAUGGUCUUGUCUUGUUCUAGUUUUUGUUUAUAGAGACGGAUUCAAAAGCAAUGGCAACCCCAGUGUUUCAAGAAAAUAUGGUGUGUUUGAUUAUGUGUGCUUUUUACUUUCUUCAUUAUGCUGUGAAAGUCUUAUAGACAAGGCAAUAACAUUACAAUGCUGCUGGAGUGAGAGGAUGUGCAACCCAGCUUCAUAUACUGAAUAUGUUAUAGAAAAUAGUCUUAUCUGGCCAGUCAUGCCUGGUCCGAGCAGAUGAGAUUUAUCCUUACAACUUGAAAGAUGUCAAACUUUGUGAUGCUUCAACCUGCUGGUAGUUGGUUCAAAUAUCUGAUAAGAUUGUUUUUGUACUUGUUAGUAGUGUUUUCACCAGGCAGGCAAGUGUGAUACCAGGCUGAGGUGCCAAGCUUAAUUCUUGGAAGAAAAGACUUUACACAGUUGUAGUGUUAUUCUAUGAUAGUGGAUUGGUUUAUCCAAAAGAUUAUAAUAGUUAUAUUAAAGAUCAUGGGUAGUACUUUGACAAAUACUUGUGUUUCUUGGUGAAUUUUAAGAGGUACAAAGUUCUUUGUAUUCUGUUAGCUGUAAGCCAAUUAGUAGAACUUAAUCUGAAGGCACUUAAACAGCAUUCUAUGAACAUUUUUAGUAAAUGUGCAUGUCAGAUGCAGGUUCGUCAGGUAACACUAGUAUUUCAUAAGGAGCUAUUCAAAUAUUAGUGGAAAGCUAGUCAUCCAGGAUGACUUGGAUGAAGUCUCAAGAUUCCUAGUUUAUUGAUGGCUUCCCCCUAACCCUUAAUACUCCUGACAUUCAGGAGGAAUUGUCCUACCCUUCUCGAACCCUCCCCAGUUACUUCAGCCACCAACCCACAAACUCUACCCUGCCUUGAUAUCAUAGUGAUUCGUAUGUACAACUAAUAGAAGCAGAGUGAAAAAUAAACCUAUUAACUCAGAA